UAUUCUAUCACCACGGUAAUCACCUUGCCAUUCAAAUACUGCACCUACGAUUGUCAGCUCUCUUUCUUUCUUUUUAUUUUAUUAUAACUUAUGAUCUUUAUUCUAGAAUCUAUUUAGCUUCUUCACUUCAAAUAGUAAACCAGAUGGGAAGUAUUGAUCAAGUAGUUUGGUUUCAGAAGUAUUGUGGUUUAGCUAGAAAGUCUAAUAUAAACGAUACUUUAAAUUUAGAAAACCGUGACAAUAAAGAGAAAAAAUUGAUAUCAUCUAAAACAUCCGAUGAAGAUGCUUAUGAUUACAAUCCUUUUGUGCAUAAAUUGUUUCAAAUCGGGUCUGAAUUAGGAAAUGAAGCUUUCUAUAUUACAUUCUUACCAUUUGUAUCGUGGAAUAUUGAUGAAUAUAUAUGCAGAAGAUUAAUAUUAUUAUGGGUAUUCUGUAUGUAUGCUGGUCAAGGAAUAAAGGAUAUACUUUGUUGGCCUCGACCUGAAUCACCUCCUGUAAUACGUCUUGAAAAAAUAUAUGAAAGUGAGUAUGGUAUGCCAUCAACACAUGCAAUCGCUGGUGUAGUCAUUCCAUUUUCUUUGAUCUAUUUUAGUUAUGGACGUUUUCAGUAUGACUUGGUUUAUGGAAUUUUGUUUCAUAUUUUAUGGACAAGUCUUGUGUGCUUUAGUAGGGUUUACCGUGGAAUGCACAGUUUUCAUGACAUUGUUGCUGGGAUUUCUGUAGCAUUUUUUGUAACUGCAUUAUGGCUACCAUAUUUGGAUAUAACAUUAGAGAUGUUUCUGGCAUCUAGUAAUGCUUGGAUUAUUAUUUUAAUUAUUCCAAUGCUUAUGAUAUAUGUUUUUCCCACACAAUGCAUGGAAACACGCAAUGAUACUGCACGAAUAAUUUGUGUAGGGUGUGGUUGCACUUUAGCUGCAUGGAAUAUGUAUUACAUUGAUCAAGUUCCAUUACCGGAGCCGUACAAAAAUGCUCCAGUUGCAAUGUUCUCAAGUGGAUUUAUACCGUGGGUUUUGUUUGGAGCAUCUCGAUUUAUUAUCGGUGUAGCUAUCAUUGUGCCCAUUAAAAUUUGUUUAAAAACACUGAUUCAUAGUUUUUUUAACUUCAUGAAUUCCGAAGAUGGCAAAACCACAGACAGGAAAGCUGACCAUAUAUUUGUUAUUCCGUAUCUUUUUAUCACGUAUACUCUCAUUGGUUAUUCUGCAAUUUAUGUUGCACCAAAAGCUUUCGAAAUGGUUGGCUUAAUUUUAUAACGAGACAAGUUCAUUUUGCAAUCUUUAAUUACACCUUUAAGGUAUGAGCAACAAUUUUAUGUAUCAAAAAUGAACUUGUGUAGUAUUAAAUCGAGUUAAUUCUUCGUCAA
This is a messenger RNA of Hydra vulgaris (swiftwater hydra), 1360 nucleotides long. RefSeq names its product sphingosine-1-phosphate phosphatase 2. NCBI's taxonomy places the organism in Eukaryota, Metazoa, Cnidaria, Hydrozoa, Anthoathecata, Hydridae. Gene Ontology annotation, molecular function: sphingosine-1-phosphate phosphatase activity. The record is from RefSeq and is a predicted model, not a curated record. Gene Ontology annotation, biological process: sphingosine metabolic process. Gene Ontology annotation, cellular component: endoplasmic reticulum membrane.